AUGAGAGCAUCCUCGGUUCUAGGAUUUCAGCAGACAGCGGCAGCCAGCUUGAGAAGACCUUGGCAAACCUUUAGGGAUGGUCAGAUAUGGUACGGUAACACCAAGUCAGGGUCCAAAAGACAUCCAUUGUACACAAAACUGGGCAAUAAAAAUUUUUACAAAGGCACUCGCUCGUCUGGUAUUGGCUCAUUGACGAAACAUGCUAAGUAUGUUGUCAACUGGGAUAAGGUGAGAACGUACGUUGUUCCAACGGAUUUGGCCACCACUGAUCUCAAGCCCUUGGUUUCUAAAGAUGUACCAGAAAUCAUGCAAAAGACCCCCGGUUACCCAGACAGUUUCAAAAACCCCGAGCUCGCUUGGAAUAGCAUAAAGGACUUCAUCGAACAUGGAGAGAACUAUUUUGAUGUUGAUUUAGAAAAGAGCAACUACUUGGAGGAAUAUGUCAACCCCAAGCUUGCCAAACAAGCAGUUGAACAGAAUAAUGUCAUUGUCAAGGAUUAA
Molecule: messenger RNA, 501 nt
Organism: Candidozyma auris
Lineage: Eukaryota; Fungi; Ascomycota; Pichiomycetes; Serinales; Metschnikowiaceae
Gene: MRPL27
Product: mitochondrial 54S ribosomal protein mL41
Exons: 1
Coding region: 1-501 (166 amino acids)
Biological process (GO): translation
Cellular component (GO): mitochondrial large ribosomal subunit
Molecular function (GO): structural constituent of ribosome
Source: RefSeq, a predicted model, not a curated record